AACUAAAUUCACUUCUUUUAUUUCACUUUUCUUUCUGAUAUAUUUCUCAAGAUCUUGUCAAAAUGAUAGCAUGAAGAGAGAAAGAUCUGAGUACGAAGAAUCCAUCAAGAAUCUAGACAUCGUUAAAUGUUUAAUGAUAUUAUCACGAACCUCCAUUGUUAAACAGAUUGGUGUGAACCAGUUUACCGAGAGAAAUACAAGUAAUCGGUUCGAAUGCAAAACAUGUAACCGGAGAUUUUCUUCGUUUCAAGCCCUUGGUGGCCACCGGGCAACCCACAAGAAACCAAAGCUAACCGUUGACGAGAAAGAUGUGAAACAUUUUACUAAAAAUUAUAAAGGAACACAUAUGCACAAAUGUUCGAGAUGCGGUCAGAGUUUUGGGACCGGGCAGGCUUUAGGUGGUCAUAUGAGACGGCAUAGGUCAAGCAUGACGUUGGAGCCAUCGCAGCGCAUCUCUCCCGUGAUUCCUACCAUGCCGGUUAUGAAACGUUGCAGUAGUAGCAAGAGGGUUUUGUCUUUGGAUCUGAAUCUAACUCCCUUAGAAAAUGAUCUUGAAAUUAUUUUUGGGAAAAAGUUUUUCCCCAACAUAGAUAUGAAGUUAGUUGUUUAGGUUAGAUUAUUUCUUUUUCUCAAUUAUUUAGGUUAUUGAAAAAAAAAAUUGUAUUGUAAUUUUCCCAUUCUUUUAAUAAUUCUUUCAAAUUUUAUGUUCAUUGUUAGAUGUCAUAUACCAGAAAAUUUAGCUGAA
This is a messenger RNA of Brassica napus (rape), 745 nucleotides long. Its product is annotated as zinc finger protein ZAT11. The coding region runs from base 71 to 610 and encodes 179 amino acids. The record is from RefSeq and is a predicted model, not a curated record. Gene Ontology annotation, biological process: response to chitin; response to stress. NCBI's taxonomy places the organism in Eukaryota, Viridiplantae, Streptophyta, Magnoliopsida, Brassicales, Brassicaceae. The transcript has a single exon.